Messenger RNA from Aureobasidium namibiae CBS 147.97, 519 nucleotides. RefSeq lists its product as uncharacterized. The record is from RefSeq and is a predicted model, not a curated record. NCBI's taxonomy places the organism in Eukaryota, Fungi, Ascomycota, Dothideomycetes, Dothideales, Saccotheciaceae. The transcript has a single exon. Bases 1 to 519 code for a protein of 172 amino acids.
AUGCCAUCCUACUUCCUGCCUUACCCAAAGGCAAAGCCUACACAUUUCAAAAAGAAGCAGAAACCACCACCGCUGGACACGGCUCAGAAAGCAAAACAUCCUUACCCGCAUCCUCAACCCGAUCCACCCAACAAUCCUCCUUCGCCUUUGAAUCUCUCUCCCACUUCACCGACCUCAUCUUCUUCACCUCCCUCGUCAUCUUCUUCUUCCUCUUCGUCCCCAUCAACAAUCAAACCCUCUACCCACCAGCCCUGGCACCAAGACUGUCAACCCUCGAUUCUCAAACUCGAGAUUGUAUGUGGAGAUCCUCGAAUUCCGAGUUUCGUUGUGGUCUUCGGGUUGAGAUUUCGAGGGGGCAGGAGACCCAAAGUCAAGUUUAGUGUCAAGAGAGGACACGGCAAAGCGAAGGAGAUGGGUGAUAUCCUAGGGUUGGACAAGAAUGGCGAGGCAGUAAGGAGGGACAGAGAUGCAAAAGAAGAGGCAAGAGCAAGGAAGAGAAAACGAGAGCAUGGGCAUUGA